Messenger RNA from Vicia faba (fava bean), 684 nucleotides. The record is from the annotation of a GenBank genome assembly. NCBI's taxonomy places the organism in Eukaryota, Viridiplantae, Streptophyta, Magnoliopsida, Fabales, Fabaceae.
AUGAAAUCAGGAUUUAAAAUGGAUGGCCUUCGAUCGUGCGAUGGAAACAAACCUGGAAACACUCCUGUUUAUCUCAAUGUCUAUGAUUUGACUACUGUUAAUGGAUUUAUGUAUUGGGCUGGAGUUGGUAUUUUCCACACUGGACUUGAAGUUUAUGGAGUGGAAUAUGCAUUUGGGGCUCAUGAUUAUCCAACAAGUGGUGUGUUUGAGGUUGAGCCUAGACAGUGUCCUGGAUUUAAGUUUAGGAAGUCGAUUUUCGUGGGAACUACUAGCUUAGAUCCGUUCCAGAUUCGAGAGUUCAUGGAGAACAUGUCUGCGAAAUACAAUGGUGAUAGUUAUCACUUGAUUGUGAAAAAUUGCAAUCAUUUUUGUGAAGAUAUUAGUUACAAGCUUACAGGGAAUUCUAUACCGAAAUGGGUCAAUCGUCUUGCAAGAAUAGGUUCCUUUUGCAAUUGCAUACUCCCUGAAGCACUUAAGACUUCUACUGUUCAGCAUGAUUCGAACUUUCAAGAGAGUGAUAGUGAAAAAAAGAGACUUCGAACGGCCUUCAGUUGUUUGUCAUCGAUCUCGAUGCCACAAAUGGAAGUACCAAUGUGUUCAUUGUUUCUGCAUUCUCACUAUAAAGGUUGCUUACCGCCGUGGCAGUUGAAGAAAUCUAAAAAAGACUCACUACAGCAAAAAUGA